Messenger RNA from Ceutorhynchus assimilis (cabbage seed weevil), 602 nucleotides. Lineage: Eukaryota; Metazoa; Arthropoda; Insecta; Coleoptera; Curculionidae. The record is from the annotation of a GenBank genome assembly.
AUGUUUUGACUUUUGACUUUUACUUUAUAGUUUGUUUUUGUUUACUUGACUCUCCUUGGUCUUGCUUGCAGCUUGCACAAAUCAAAAUAAUUCAUAAAAAUGCUUAAACCCAAAGUCCUAACUCAAGUAUUGAGCCAAGCCAACACAGGAGGAGUAGAAAACACUUUGUUGGUGAAUCAAGAAGGUCUGCUACUGGCCUACAGUGGUUAUGGGGACAAAGAUGCCAGAGUGACCGCAGCGAUUGCGAGCAACAUUUGGAGUAAAUACGAAAAGAACGGCAAAAAUGCUUUGCGUGAAGAUCAACCGGAAAUAAUUCUAAUGGAGUUCCAAGAGGGACGAAUCGCCAUAACUCAAGUUGCCAACGUUUUGCUCUGUUUGUACGCCAAAAAUACUGUGGGUUUUGGUAUGUUGAAGGAAAAGGCUGGAGCGCUAGCCAGUUAUCUGGAGGGACCGUUGCAACAGAUUGCAAUGGCAUAGCAUAAUAUGUAAUGAUUUAUGAUUUUAAUUUAAUUUGUUGAAUAUAGUGAUCCUAUUAUUACAAAGUUUUAUAAGUGUUAAUAAAGGCAGAAAGGCACAGUUCUCAAAAUUCAAAAUCGCUUUAU